Molecule: messenger RNA, 843 nt
Organism: Capsicum annuum
Lineage: Eukaryota; Viridiplantae; Streptophyta; Magnoliopsida; Solanales; Solanaceae
Product: subtilisin-like protease SBT3.17
Exons: 5
Coding region: 1-843 (280 amino acids)
Biological process (GO): proteolysis
Molecular function (GO): serine-type endopeptidase activity
Source: RefSeq, a predicted model, not a curated record
AUGGGGGAUGCGGAAGCUUUUAACGAUAAUGGGCUAGGUCCAAUUCCAUCUCGAUGGAAAGAUAAUUGCAAAUCUGAAGGAAAUUUCAACGCCACAAAGCAUUCUGUUGGUUCUUAUGUUAAUAAUGUCCAAUACUCUGGUCCUAAUAUGGGAACAGUAAGAGGUGCACGGUUGGCUAUUUAUAAGGUAUGUUGGAAAGAUAAUAGAACUGGCUCAUAUUGUUCUGAACCUGAUAUUCUUGCUGGUAUUGAUGAUGCUAUAAAAUACGGAGUUGACAUAAUAUCAGCGUCUAUUGGUGGUGGUGUUUUCUAUGCUGAAGUUCAUGAGGAAAAUUGUUUAGGAUUAGGAUCUUUUCAUGCAGUAUCCCAUGGCAUACCAGUUGUUGCUCCUGCAGGAAAUAGUGGACCUGACAGUAACACAAUCAACAAUGUUUCUCCAUGGAUCAUAAAUGUUGCUGCUAGCAAUUCCGAUAAAGAUAUCAUUACUCCUUUAACACUUGGAAACAACAAAACGAUAAUAGGUAAUGGAUUUUUUAAAGGGAAUGAUCAAGCCUUUGCUCCUUUGAUCAUUUUUGAAAAUAUAACAAGUCCUGAAGAAUUUAAAUCUGUUGUCAAUCAAGUGAAAGGAAAAGUUGUAAUGCUUUCCAUUCAAAAAACAGAUGAUAUAAUUAAGUGUAUGAGUCAUUUAAAGACUAGUGGAAUAUUGGCUGUUAUUGUUGCUAUUUCCCCUGAAGAUGAUAUCAUGGACUUGAAUUCAAUGGGUAUCACUAUACCAUUGUUUACGGUUGAUUUGGAGCAAGGAAAUCAAAUAUUUGAUUAUUUUCAACGAUGUAAAUCAAAGUAA